AUGCCAAUGGCAAGACCUUCAAACAACGAUGACGAAGAAGAUGCAGCUGUCGACAAACCACCAGCAAUGGACAAUGACGACGAAGACAUGGACGAUGCCAAUGACAAGACAUCCAACGACGAUGACGAACAAGACGAUGAUGAAGAAGAUGCAGCUGAUAAGGACGCCGAUCAAGACGACGGAAAGAAGGCAGCAUCACCCCCAAGAGUUGGCGGCGAAGGGGAGUCCGAAAAGGAAGCAUCGGCCAAGGACCAGGAUGAAGAUCAGAGCAAGACCGCCGACGAUGAUGGCGAUCUCGUUGAAGGGGCGAAGGACACGGAGUCCGAAAAGGAAGAAUCGGCCAAGGACCAGGAUUAG
This is a messenger RNA of Seminavis robusta, 357 nucleotides long. NCBI's taxonomy places the organism in Eukaryota, Bacillariophyta, Bacillariophyceae, Naviculales, Naviculaceae. The record is from the annotation of a GenBank genome assembly.